Serpula lacrymans var. lacrymans S7.9 is the source of this 310-nucleotide messenger RNA. RefSeq lists its product as uncharacterized. The record is from RefSeq and is a predicted model, not a curated record. The transcript has 2 exons. Lineage: Eukaryota; Fungi; Basidiomycota; Agaricomycetes; Boletales; Serpulaceae. The annotation marks the transcript as partial.
AUGUCUAGGUUCAAUCACGUUGUCCUUAGGGACCCUUCUAACAGUAGUGGCGCACAUAUCAUCUCAUGACUCAACUAUGGCAGAGGUGCCACUCAAUCCAAGUGUCAAUCCUCGAUACAUGCUCAGCAUCACCUUUCGUCGGUAGACCGGGUUCAAGGCAUGUUGAUAACUCGAGCAGGGCAAAAGAUCACCGCAAAAAUAUUCGCGACUGUGCAGGGGGUGCGGGUGCGACUUUUAUUGAGUCUGAACGUUGUACACCUUUAUUCCAAAGACCUUGUUGAAAGCAAAGGAAUAUAUUGUUGCGGUUAUC